This is a messenger RNA of Triticum turgidum subsp. durum (durum wheat), 1653 nucleotides long. The record is from the annotation of a GenBank genome assembly. NCBI's taxonomy places the organism in Eukaryota, Viridiplantae, Streptophyta, Magnoliopsida, Poales, Poaceae.
AUGGACUUUAGCCGCAUUGAGGUCGCUCACUACCAUGGUCCAAAGGAUGACGAUGAGGAGGACAAACUCGAGAGUGCUCGAGUUCCAAUUUAUGUUUAUUCACUUGUGAUGUGCGAGCUGAUGAGGAGGGCUGAUUACAUCUCUGUUUUCAUAAGGGUGAGCGUGACUGAAAUAGAAUGCGUAUUCAACCAAUUACUUGAUGAUACUCCACUGCCGGAUAACGAGGUCUCCUCAUCAGAGUUGCUGGUGGCAUAUUCUCAUGAACAGCUCCAAAGUGGUCACACACUCAUGGGAUGUCCCAGCAGGUCCUCAAUGCCUCAAGUUGAUAGGGGAUUUGUGACGCUAGUUGCUUCCGAUUAUCCAGGAAUUGAGGUUUGUGACCCAAAUGGCCAUUGGUACCUAGCUGAUGGGGUUUCAGGCCCAAAUAAUCUAUUGCUUCUGACUGGAAGGGCCCUAAGUCACGUUACCGCUGGUCUUUGCCCAAUUUCCCAGUACAGGGUCACUAAUGAAAAUAGGGCAUCACUCACCUUUAGGUUGGUCCCUCAUGCCAACGCUAUAUUGGAUUGCUCUCCAAUUUUAGCUGCUGGGCAUUGCAUACGACAGGUGUACCAACCCAUACCUGCAAGCCAAUUUAUGGAUGAUUCUUAUGCUGAAGAGCAUGCUGUUUCCAGUCACUUGGAAGAACCUUCUGAAUCUCAGGGCAACUUUGUUAGUGACCCAUCACUCAGAAGUGUCCUGUCAGACCCUCUAUCUGGGGCUUUUCUUGAAGAUGCUAUGGUUCUCCAAUGUGGGCACUCAUUUGGUGGCGUCAUGCUGAAGAAAGUCAUUGAAAUGGCUAGAUGCACCAUUUGCAAUGGAGAAGUUGACCCAUCCUCCUUGUUUCCUAAUCUUGCUUUAAGAGCAGUAGCCACGGUGGUGAAGAUGGAGGAUGACAGGAGACUGUUUCAUAACGCUGCUCUUCGGAAGCGCAGGAAAGAUGUGAUCGAGCAUACGGAUGUGCCGAAGCGGACUGGGAGUCGCAAAGACAACGGUGAGCUUGCUCUGGAUGCUGAAAGCCCGGUGGCAUUCAAGGGAGUGCAGUACCCAUUUGUAGUGGGCGAGAGGGUCCUUAUCAUGGUACACGCAACACAUUGCUCUGCUGAGAGUAAAGUGAAAUCGCAAGAGCAGUUUGUUCUGAUCACUAAACGCUUGCAGGGGAACAAAAGGACGCCUGAGAAAUUCAUCGGGAAGGAGGCGGUCAUCACGUCGCAGUGUCUGAAUGGCUGGUAUCUUGUGAAGGCGCUCGACAGCGGAGAGAGCACGCGGCUGCAGUACCGGUCGCUGAAGAAAGUGCCGGAGCUGCAACUGCAGACGCAAGCGAGGCUGCAGCCCCUGGCAUUUCUCGGAGGCAGACAGAAAUUUCUGAAACAUAGGGCUACAAACUCUAGCUGUUUUAGAGAAGGGUACAAUUGGAGUGCCGUCGACAUGGGAUUAAGGAUCUUUUCCGUAUUCCCAAGUCAGCCCUUUUUUCUGGCACAAACGAGCACAUUUCCACCGAAAAUGAUUUUUAUUUGGAAAAAGAAUCAGAAAAUAGUGGACACAAUCAAAAAGCUUAUAAUAUUUGGGAAGCCACAAAAAAUAGUUGAUGAAGUUAUACAUAACCUUGAAAAAUAG